Messenger RNA from Mesitornis unicolor (brown roatelo), 1666 nucleotides. RefSeq names its product MORC family CW-type zinc finger protein 2-like. The transcript has 10 exons. Gene Ontology annotation, cellular component: nucleus. NCBI's taxonomy places the organism in Eukaryota, Metazoa, Chordata, Aves, Mesitornithiformes, Mesitornithidae. The annotation marks the transcript as partial. The record is from RefSeq and is a predicted model, not a curated record.
AUGUGAAGCUGCAGAGCAGAAGCAGAAGGUACCACUGGGAACUCUGAAGAAAGACUUGAAAUCACAGGAGGAAAAGCAGAAACAGCUGACAGAGAAAAUCCGCCAGCAGCAGGAAAAGCUGGAAGCUCUGCAGAAAAUCACUCCAAUUCGAUCUCAAGCUGACUUAAAGAAACUGCCUCUGGAAGUGACCACACGCCCUGCAGGGGAGAACACACAGUCACAGUCUCGACCUCAGCGCCCACGAUCUCCUCCUUUACCUGAUGUAAUCAAGAACGCUCCAAGCAGACCACCACCACCUAUGCCUCCUCCCAAGUCCACCCGUCAGCUGAAAAAGAGCUCUUCAGCUUGGCCAAAUAUCAGCGCUCCCAAACUGGCAAGCAUGCUCUCCAAGGAGGAGGCCAGUACUUCCAGGACACAGCAGCAUGCUGUGACAGCUGGAAAUUCUAACAGUACUUUAAAAACUCCUGUCAAACCCGGUACAGCGACGAAACCAUCCUCUGCUGUCCUGCAGAGCCAAAAAAGCUCACAUGAGACAUCCAGUCCAAAAGCUGCCAAGGUGCCAGCACUAAAGAAAUCUUCCACUGCCAACUGCCCACAGGCCUCCACCACUCGGAAGAGGACCUUGAAAACCACAGAGGAUGGGUCUGAGGAGGAGGGGGAGCACAAGAAGAAGACAAAACGGGGUAAAUUUGUUCCAGUGAAUGAAGAGAAGAAAGAUUCCAGUGAGGUGGAGGUAGAGCUCACAGACAGCGCUGGGGAAGAAGAGCUGGCAGAACUGAAGAAAGCUCAGAAAGAUAAAGGGCUGCAUGUGGAAGUGCGUGUGAACAAGGAGUGGUUCACAGGCCGUGUCACAGCUGUGGAAAUGGGCAAGCAUGCAGUUCGCUGGAAGGUGAAGUUUGAUUAUGUUCCUACAGACACCACACCAAGGGAUCGCUGGGUACAAAAGGACAGUGAGGAUGUGAGGUUGAUGAAGCCUCCCUCUCCCGAGUUCCAGGCUCCGGAUACGCAGCUGGAAGAGGAGGUUGUUGUGGCUGAACCUUCUACCUCAGACUGUGUCAGGAUUGAGCCAGACACCACUGGUCCCAACAGCAGCCAAGAAACAGUAGACUUACUAGUCCAGAUCCUUCGAAAUUGUUUGCGGUACUUCUUACCUCCGAAUUUUCCCAUCUCCAAGAAGGAGCUGAGUUCUAUGAGCUCGGAAGGGUUGUUGGCGUUCCCCUUGAAAGAGUAUUUCAAACAGUAUGAGGUAGGUCUGCAGAACCUGUGCAAUUCGUAUCAGAUACGUGCCGAUGCCCGGGCCAAAGCCUGUGAGGAAAACCUCUGCAACUUGGAGAGAAAGCUGAAGGAAACAGAGGAGAAACUGCAGAAGCUGAGGACUAACAUCGUGGCCCUUCUGCAGAAAGUGCAGGAGGACAUUGAUAUUAAUACAGAUGAUGAACUGGAUGCAUAUAUCGAGGACUUGAUCACAAAAGGAGAUUGAACAGCCAUAGUGCAAGUCCUAGAGAAGUGCAAAGGAGCUGGUUGCUGCAAUGGGAGAUGUGGAUUUCUGCAGCGGAGGACUAAAGCAGCUGAUGAGAGAGGGUUUUUAAACAGUACUUACGUUGUGUUGGUGUACAGCUUGUUCUUGUGACUUUACAUGAAAGACAUUUGUGCUGUUGACAGGAAA